Messenger RNA from Entrophospora sp. SA101, 645 nucleotides. Lineage: Eukaryota; Fungi; Glomeromycota; Glomeromycetes; Entrophosporales; Entrophosporaceae. The record is from the annotation of a GenBank genome assembly.
AUGUCUUCUUGUUUUUUUUCCUCGCCAGCACCAUCAUCAUCCUACUCACCACCAGAGCCAGAACUAUCAGUUUCGUCAUCUUUUUAUUCACCACCAGAACAGUCAACAUUAACAUCAUCUUUUGAAAAUGUUUUGCAUAAUAUAUUCGGAUUAGAAAGGUUUAGAAGGAACCAGUUGGAAGCCAUUAACAAAACACUUAAUGGAAAAGACAUCUUUGUGCUGAUGCCAACUGGCAGAGGGAAAAGUAUAUGUUACCAGUUGCCCGCAAUGGUGGAAACUGGAAAAACAAAAGGGACAACGAUUGUAAUUUCCCCAUUGCUUUCGCUAAUUAUAGAUCAAGUUUAUAAUUUGAACAGGCAUGAUAUAUCGACCUUAUGUUUGUAUGGUGAACAAGAAGCUAAUCAAAGACAAAAUGUAUUUACUGAACUUGAAAAAUAUAUACCAAGUUGUAAAAUUUUUUAUUUAACUCCUGAGAUGUUAAAUAGAAGUACUGCAAUAAAAAGGUUGUACGAUAGACAACAAUUGGCAAGAUUCAACAUUGAUGAGGCUCAUUGUGUUAGUCAAUGGGGUCGUAAUUUUAGACCAGAUUAUAAAGAGUUGUGCAAUCUAAAAAAAAAUAUAACGAUAUACCUAUUAUCGCUUUAA